This is a messenger RNA of Notolabrus celidotus (New Zealand spotty), 5593 nucleotides long. Its product is annotated as protein shisa-7-like. Lineage: Eukaryota; Metazoa; Chordata; Actinopteri; Labriformes; Labridae. Bases 2902 to 4854 code for a protein of 650 amino acids. Gene Ontology annotation, biological process: regulation of short-term neuronal synaptic plasticity; regulation of AMPA receptor activity. The record is from RefSeq and is a predicted model, not a curated record. Gene Ontology annotation, cellular component: dendritic spine membrane; postsynaptic density; postsynaptic membrane. The transcript has 9 exons.
UGAGUUGGCCACGGAGCUGCGCGGACCUGCGUGAGAGCUGAGGCAGAGAGAGAGAGAGAGGCAGCUUCAGCGUCGUGUGUGGAGCUCCAGGAGCAGCACACAGAGAGAGAGACACAGAGACACAGAGAUCUGAGAGAUCCAUCCCAAACACGAGACUUCCUCCUGCUUCUGUUUUUUACGCUUUCCUUUUUCUUGCAUUGGAGAGGAAACAGCGCGCGAGGCUGACUGCGGGUAAAUCCAUUUCCUCAUCCAGACCUGGGAAUUACAAUGAAACAUGUAGGUGACACAUUUCCUUUUUGCACAAGAAGACUGGACUGACCAGAGCAGGGUAACACACAUAAAAAAAAAAUAUGGUGACGACUGCAGGAGCUGCAUCCUCUCUGUGGAGUCCCUGCGUAAAAGAAAAACAGAUUGAACGCCGUUGAUGUCAUGAACCUGUGAGAGAAAAGAAGACUUGGAAGAGCCAGGAUCUCUACAGGACUGUCCCUGCACCGUAUGGAGGACUACUUGGGGAUUUUCUCUGCUGCUUUUUGAGCUCCUCACAAACUAUCCCUCCUCCUUUUUUCAAUAUUUUUACCUCCUUGUCAUCGUUGGAACAGAGGUUGCAGACCUCAACUCUUUUUUGCCAAACAGACUACGUCAAGAGAAGAAGCAGAAACACCUGAAACAUGUCCAUCACUCAAUCAGACGAAGAAGAGUUUAUUUAGUCAUUCAGCUUAAUUUCCCUCCUGCUCACACAUUACAACAUCCUGCAUCCCAUUAAAGUCAUAUUUAAUCACCUCAGCAUAUUGAAGGGGAAUUCCAGAAAGCAGAACAACCGUAAAACUUAAUAUCCAUCGUCUUCUGGUCAGUGUUUGUAUAGCUGCUGCUCUUAAUGCUGAAGCUGAGACGGGCUUCUCACGAGGACGAUGAUCAGUGCAUUAUUGGUUCCAAGUGCUUUAUGAACCCCCCGGAUGAUGGUUGCGCACAUGCUCAUUAGUGAGUGACAGGCAACACAACCACAACGUCUCAACUGAAAGAUUUAGGCGCCACCAACACCAACACUUCUGCUGCUGCUGCUGCUGCUUCUGCUGCUAUCUCCCAGGCUUAGAGAUAAACCGUCGUCUGAGUCUGCGCUGUGAAACACUGCUGACACUUUCUCCUUCUUCCAGUCUCGCUCUUUUGUUCUGUUUCUUCCACACGUGGCGCCCACUUACGCCGCGCUGAAACCCCCCCUUUAUCUAAUCCCAGUGACCUCUUUUAAAUCUUUUUGCAUUCUUCCUUUUACUGAAAACAUGCAACUCAAAACCUUUCACUGUUUGUCUCGUGACAUAAGAUCAAGGUUGUAAAAAAAAUAGAGAAGCCAUACUGAACACCAGCCAUACGAAGCUGUCACAUCCUGUCACGAUGUUCAAGAGCUGAUCACAUGACGAAAACGGAGUCCAGACGGAACCUGACGAUUUUCUGCUCGUCUUUCUAGAAACGUAAAUCCGUGACUCAUCGGCGUACGUACGGUUUCAAGCGUGGCAAGUGAACGCGACCGCGCCAGGUUCCCCGUCAUCGUCCUGUGUUCCUCUGCGCUGACGGAUGAAUCCGGACAUUUUCAUGUCUGUUCUGUGGGCAGAACCUCGCUGCCCUGCUAGAACCGGGCCCAAGCCCUCUUUCGUUCUCUUCUGUUGGGCCAAGCUAAAUUCAGAGCAAAGACACUCACACAAGGGUUUCGAACGCACAUAAAUCCUCCUUUUUUUUUUUCUUUUCUGUCUUUUUCUAUAAUUUCUCCCUGCUUUCAUCACUCUUCUGUGAAUGCCUUGACAUGCUUGUUGACUGAAGUUCCCAGAAGGUCUUCUUUCUACGGACUCAGUGCUGCUGAUUCGUUAAUCUAGCAGCUCCUUUAUCGUCCGCAGCUUCUGAAUUUGAACUGUAAAAACCAAACUCUCAAGCAAACCGACCUUUACUGACUCUUCCUCUUAAACUGUGCGAACGAGAGAGCGUGUUUAUCGUGAGCGUAAUGUAGAAGGAACACAACUUUCAGUCGCAGCUCGUGCCAAAACUUUAGACCGACUUCCUCUCGGCUUGUUCGCUAAACAAAAAGCCGCCGGCGCUGUUGUUUACAGACAAACAGAGCUAAAACAUUUGAUUUGACUUUUCAAAGUCUAUAUUUUCAUGUAUGAUUUUACACAACAGGACUACAGAAGUGCCAACCUCCAACGACAACACACCCGACAUCUGUUGCAGCUCAUAAAACGAAGUUUACAUACAAGCGCUAAAUGUUUACAGACUACAUUUUCCAUCGCAGUGUUUUCGUACGUGAAUUGUAACAUUCGUGCCAUAAAACUUUUCACCGGGAGAUAAAAGACUUUUACUUUGAAGGGGUCAUUUUAUUAAGAGUUUACACACAUUCAUGUUGUUUACAGAAAAUGUAAAAAAAAACAAAAACUGCCUAUUUUGAAGAUUUCAACCUUUUUGGCCAACGGACUGUAAAAAAAAAACGCAGACAGACCAAAUUAAGUAUCAGACACCUGCUGCCAUAAAACACAUUCUUCUAUAUUUAUAAUUGAUUUUUGAUUCUAUUGAUUAUUUCAGAACGAGAGCCAUUUCACAGGCAGUUCGCUUAGGGCCUAAAAACUCUGAAAGACCUCAAUGUUUACAAAAGCUGCUCGAGAGAAGGAUUUGUACACGGAGAGAAAUGUUUACAUUCGAUGAGAGAGUGAAACGCCAAACACCUUCAUGAUACAUCGCUUGAACUCCAAGAGGAAACCUUCGCCCCUGUGCAGGAUUACGUCAUCAGACUGGAGUUAAACUUUUCAUACAAGACUGUUUUUUAAACGGAGAGGCGACCAUCUUGAAAUUGGACGCUUCACAAGCUGUUGAUGUGACUUCCUUUUUUUUUUUGUAUCAUCUUGAGAACUUUAGGAUAAAACAAUGAAACCCACAUCUUCAAGAGGGAUGUUUUGCUUGUCCCUUCUCCUCCUGCUCGUUUCCUCCUGCGUCGCUGUUUCCACAGUGGCCAUCACUACAGAGCGGCGUGCUGUCGAUGGCGAUGUCAGGACUCUGACCGGCAGCAGUAGCUCGGCUGCAGCCGGUAGAAAAAGCACCACCUUGUUCCUCUUAACGGGCUACAAACCUCCACUCCCCCCGCUGCCAGCCGGGCCCAAAGUGGCUCCCAAAGCGGCCGAGGUGGAGGACGGGGAUGACCACCGGCCAGUGAUGGCAGAGCUCCCUCCGAAGCCCCUCCCCCAGACCAUGUUGCCAAGGAACAUGACGGCCGACGCCCUGAAGCCCCCGCUCGGUGCAGCACAGGUGGCGCCACCACCGAGACAGCUGGUGGAUGUGGAUGUAUGCAGGGGUUACUAUGAUGUCAUGGGGCACUUCGACACCACCUUCAACUGCUCCAAAGGCAGCUACAUCUACUGCUGCGGCACCUGCCACUACCGGUUUUGCUGCGAGCACCAGAGGAACCGGCUGGACCAGGAGUCCUGCAACAACUACAUCUCCCCCGUGUGGGCCGACCCGCAGACAACGGUCACCGUGCCUGCGAGCAAGCCCGACCCGGACUUUGAGACGCUGCAGCAGCAGAACAGCAGCACGGCCUACGUGAUCGGAGGGGUGAUCUCCUUCACUCUCGUGGUGGCUGUAGGCGUGAGGAUCGCCUUCAGCAAGGUGGCUCGCCGACCUCGAAACAGAGACAUCAACAUGCCCAGAUCACUGGUGGAUAUCUUGCGUCACCAGUCGAGCCCGGUGCAGCAGGGAGAGAGGAACAACUCGUCCAUGUUGGCCAGCACCACGUCAGACGGACGGUCGAAGAACCACUACACCCCCAUCCUGCAGAGCAAAGACAACCGCAAGCGUGGCCCCCGUAUGAACAACACCCCCCAGCUCUCGUCCGGGCCCAAGCUCAUUUCCAGCAGCGUCAAAGGCCCCGGCAGCGGAGGCGGCAGCAGCAUCUUUGGAGGGGGAAUGAGACACAACAGCAGCCACCCCUCCUUCUCUCACUCCUUCCACAACCUGGCCCAGCUGCCGCCGUCCUACGAGCUCGCCAUGAAACCCGAGAUCAGCCGCUACAGCUCCCUGAAGAAACUGGAGAAAGAGCUGGACGAGUACUCGAGCUACUACAACUCCAAACGUCGCUCCACCAACGCUCCUCCCUCCUUCCACUCAUCCUCACACCACCUGCCGUACCCGUCAGAGUACACGCCAGGAUCCAGAGGCACGCUGCCCCUCAACGGCACCCGGCCGCCCCGCACCCACAUCCCCUCCACCCCGAACCCGUACCCGCUGCCGGGCCAGUCGCAGUACACCAGCUCCAGCUUCGACCGGCCGCCCCGCCGCGUCCGCUCCCAGGACCAGCUGCUGGGAUACAUCGAGGGCAACUCGCUGUCCCGCCUGUCAAAGAACCAGCAGCACCAGUACUACAAAGCCAUGUACGGCAGCAGGAGCAACAAUUCGCAGACGCUCCGCAGGUCCCAUGAAAGGCUUCUGGUGUCACCUGACUGUCUGGAGGACCAGCUGAUGGCGAUGGGUCUGAUCAUCGGAGGAGGCGAACGGAGCGGCAUGGUGCCCACCAUGGGCCGCCUGAGCCACCACCAGAAGGCCCAGUCACAGCAGAACAUCUGCGUCACGCCGUCCAUGGACCGCCACCACAUGAUCAAGAUGAACUCCCACCCGACGCCGAGUCACGACCGCGACCGCAGCACCACCGUCAUGCAGGGGAUGGGCAUGCACGGGGGCUGGGACCCGCACGGGGGCCACCCCAACGCCCGGCGGAUGGCUUUCGCCAACAAGAGGCAGAACACCAUCGAACAGCUGCACUUCAUCCCCGGAGGAGGGGGGGUGCAGGGACUGCGGACUGGGAGUAAGAACGAGGUGACAGUUUGAGAAGAGGAGGAGGGAGGAUGAAAAGAGAGAGUAGAGAGGCUGAAGUUGUAAAGAAGCUGAAGAGGCAGAUGAGGCAUUUAGAGGGAGAAGAGGAGCAGGAAAGAGGUUUGAUCUCAGCUGGCUGCCUCACCCUGAGCAGCAAACAGCCCCCCCCCUCCCCUCCCCUUCAUCAGAGAAGAAUCUCAAAGCGAGUAUAGCCAAUUGAUUUUCUCUUCGUCACUUUGUGUGUUGAAAAGAGAAUAUUCAGCCAUUCUUUGUAAAAGGGAAGACAGAAAUGUCCACUUUAAAAGAGCAAAAAAUAUCACACGAGUGCAGAGUGAAGGCUGCCGGGUGUUCGCUGUGACUUUUAUUGAAGGAUACCCGUUGAGACAGAUUUGUCGAAUCGUCCUUGAGUUUUAUUGCACUGUCCUCGGAGUCCUCCAGAGCUCUGACAGAGAUUCAUCUGUCUUUGAAUCCACUGUGGAUGAAAAGAGAGCGGUGAGGCCGAGGCAGACAGGGUUUGCUUGUCUUUGUAUUUAUAAGUAUUUAAAAACCAAACAAGUUGCUUUUGUAUGGAAUUAACCUGAUAACAAUAAUACUAGUAUUAACAUAACUGAGCCCUGUAAGACUUUGUGUAUACUUGGUUUAAAAUGUAUUUAUCCUUAAACCAGCCAGUUUGUAAUUUAAAGGCUGGACAUGUGACCUGCCCGUUGUGAUUGGAUUAUAAUGAAAGCAAAUCUGCAAAAAACAAAACAGCUUA